CCACCUUCUGCUGUGAUAAGUGUGUGUAUCUUUGGUUUAUAUACUGUGCUGUGGGUGUGGAAAUUUCAUUUGGUAUCGGAGCCUGCAUAGCUUAAUUUACUAGCUAUCGAUCAUAUCAUGGGAGACAUGGAAGAAGGAGCGAAUGUUCAGAGACCACCUUUACUGCGUGGACAUAACUACAAUUUCUGGAAGGGCAGGAUGAGGGCCUUUCUCAAAUCCCUUGGGGGUGGAGUCUGGAGAAGUGUAGAAACUGGGUGGACUGAACCGCGCAAAUACUCUGAUGAUCUGACAACGUCAAGAAUCAAACCAUUCGAAGAAUAUAGCAGAACUGAAGUAACCGCUGCUCAGUUUAAUGACAAAGCCUUAAAUGCAAUCUUUGGGGCAGUGGACUCUACCCAAUACAAGCUCAUCUCAAACUGUGACAAUGCCAAGGAAGCCUGGGAUAUUCUUGAAGUCACGCAUGAGGGAGAUGAGGAAGUGAAGACUGCAAAAUAUCAGAUUUUGAUGACUCAAUAUGAAAAUCUAUGCAUGGACGAGAAGGAAAAGAUCACUAAAUUUCAUGGAAGAGUUAGAGAUAUUGCAAACCAGGCUGCACGACUGAAUGAACCCAUUCCAGAAAACAAGCUGGUUCUCAAGGUGCUGAGAUCACUUCCAAAAGAAUAUGAGAUGGAUGUCAAGGCCAUUCGACGUUCCCACAACAUCAAAAACAUGACUCUUGAUGCACU
Cuscuta campestris is the source of this 725-nucleotide messenger RNA. The record is from the annotation of a GenBank genome assembly. NCBI's taxonomy places the organism in Eukaryota, Viridiplantae, Streptophyta, Magnoliopsida, Solanales, Convolvulaceae.